Miniopterus natalensis is the source of this 1393-nucleotide messenger RNA. It is a transcript of the gene TNFRSF17, whose product is annotated as TNF receptor superfamily member 17. Lineage: Eukaryota; Metazoa; Chordata; Mammalia; Chiroptera; Miniopteridae. Gene Ontology annotation, molecular function: signaling receptor activity. The record is from RefSeq and is a predicted model, not a curated record. Gene Ontology annotation, biological process: tumor necrosis factor-mediated signaling pathway.
AAGCCUCAAGCUGCGACAUGGGAAUCAGAGCUGGUAUUCAAAUUUUUGGCGACAGUGUAGAGAGGCGGCCCCCAUAAGCACCAAGCUAUCCAUGUGAGUUUCUUUUCCCCCCUGGACAUUGUAGCUGCUGUCACUCCACUUGCUGGGGAAUUCUUGACGAGAUUUUACUUGUCUUUCCAUGCUGUUCUUUCUGUGGUUUCUUUGUUUCUUUUUGUGAUCAAGUUCCAGAUGGCUCAGCAGUGCCUCCAAAAUGAAUAUUUUGACAGAUUGCUGAAUGAUUGCAAACCGUGUCACCUUCGAUGUCCUAAUACCCCUCCUCUCACAUGUCAGCGGUAUUGUCAUACAAUGAAAGGAACAAAUGCCAUUCUUUGGACUUGUUUGGGCCUGAGCUUGCUGCUGUCUUUAACAGUUUUUGUGCUGAUGGUCUUGCUAAGGAAGAUGAGAUCUGAGCCAUCAAAGGACAAAUUUAAAAGCACAGGAUCAGCUUUCCAGAAGGAGGCGAAUGCUGGCCGGGAUGACAGAAAGGAUAGCAGGACCGGUGAGGAAAUUCUUUCCAGAAGCCUGGAGUACACAGUAGAAGAAUGUACCUGUGAAGACUGUGUCAAGAGCCAACCGAAGGUUGAUUCUGACCAUUUCUUUCCACUCCCAGCUAUGGAGGAAGGCGCAACCAUCCUCGUGACCACAAAAACAAAUGACUAUUGCAGUGGCCUGCUGGCUGCUGGGAGUAUCACAAGGAUGGAGGAAUCAAUUUCUACCAGAUAACUAACCAUUUGAAAACCUUUCGUCAGAAGGAAAAGAUGAUGUGUCAUGUCUCUUUAGGAUGGUUGUGAUCAGUUAGACAUAUUUCUCUUACUGUUGGGAGCUUAACUGUGGGCACUUCAUUGGUUUCAAUGAUUAAAUUUUUCAUUUUUUUAGUUUAAUGUAUUUUAAUAGCAAACUUACAGGAUCAGCAUAGAAGGCAGACAUUAAAAACAUGUACUUGCAUGUAGGACAACUCAGAAAAGUAUAGUAAAUGGUGGAAUCUACUGUAUUAUAAAAAUGCUACAAACACCAUUUAGUUGCCAUCAGUAAGAAAUUUACUUCUUUAAAAAAAAAAAAAAUCCAAACGCUGGCAUUGUCCAGAAAAAUUUAACAGGUUUAUUUAUAGUUAUAAAACUGAACUGCUGAAACUUGUUCACUGAAUAAUUUUGACUUGCAUUAAUGCUUUAUAUGUCCCUGCAUUUAUAUUAAAAAAAUUCACACACAAAUGAAGAUGGAAAAACUGCCAGUACCUGAUUUCUGUCCCUUAUUUUCAACUUGCAACCAUAUACUUAGGACCUUUCAACCCCAUGGAAAAAAAAUAUCUAACGUUCAGAACUACCAGUAACAGGAAGAGGAGAAAAUUUUUUUGAAA